UUUAUGUUAGUCAACCAUCAAUGUUUGUUCCUCAUGGGGACUGUAGAGAUGAUAUCUAGAUUAUUCCCAAUCCCCACCGUCUCUCUCCGCCGUUCUAUCACCAUCCGCGCCUCCGUCGUGUCAUCUUCAGCCUCAACAGCCCGCAAAACCCAUCCUCCUCUCUUCCUUCGUCCCUUAACCUACUUCGCCACCCUUUCCGACAUCGUCGCCUUCCGCAGCUGGGCCACCUCCCUCGCCACCGCCGCCGCUGCUGCAGCCCCGGGUCUCGAAUCCAUCGACGGCGGACCCAGUGCUUCCCACCUCCUCCGCGAACUUUCAUGGCUCCUCGAGGACGCCACCUCCCAAUCCUGCGGCAAGGUCCUCAUGCGCGCGGAUCUGGACGAGCUCUACCGGCUCUGGAAGGAGAGGAUCGAGCGGCGGAGGCCGUUCCAGUACAUUGUCGGGUGCGAGCACUGGAGGGAUCUCGUGCUGGUGGUGAGGGAGGGCGUGCUCAUUCCAAGGCCGGAGACAGAGAUGAUUGUAGAUUUGGUUCGGGAUGUUGAGGGCUUUGGCGAGGGUUUAUGGGCGGAUCUCGGGACAGGAAGCGGCGCAAUUGCUGUGGGGAUUGGGAGGGAAUUGGGGGAGAAUGGGAGGGUUUUUGCCACGGAUUUGAGCUUGGAUGCUGUGGAGAUUGCAGGGAUUAACGUCGAGAGGUAUGGAUUGAAGGAUAAGGUUGAAAUAAGACAUGGAUCUUGGUUUGAACCACUUGACGAUUUUAAAGGCAAGCUUACAGGGUUGGUUAGCAAUCCUCCAUACAUACCCAGUAGUGAUAUCCCUGGGUUACAAGCUGAAGUCAGUAAGCAUGAGCCAAAACUUGCCCUUGAUGGAGGUGUGGAUGGCACUGAUCAUCUAUUUCAUCUCUGUGAAGGAUCUGCUACAGUUCUAAGAUCUGGUGGUUUUUUUGCAUUUGAGACAAAUGGCGAUAUCCAAUCUGAGCUUGUUGCAAACUACUUGAGCACCAAAUGGACGAAAUGCUUCACUAAUGUAAAAACAGUAUUGGACUUUGCUGGGAUCAAACGUUUUGUGACUGGAUUUCGUCAAUGAGCAUCCCUCCCCGAGCUUUUAAAUCAUAAGAAACAGGACAUAUCUUGAUGCGAAGUUAGUAAUACAAAGGCAUGAAGCAAAAAAAAUGAAGGCGAACUGAAUAGCUUGUGAAAGAAACAAAGAAGAUGGGUAUGUUUUCAAUUCCUUAAUCUUAAACCAUUUAUGAGUUAAGAGGUGGUGAUGGGCUGCAUACAAAUUCGUGUGGCUGUGAAAAGUGAUUCAAUCAUAUGCAUGUAUCACUGGUUUUAUUUGCUUUUGUGGAUAUGGCCAUACGUAUGAGCCUUUUAGGAAAAAAUAUUUGGCCAUCUGUGUUUUAUACUUUAUGGUCAAAGUAACCAAUUCUUUUUGGCUAUUUUUAAAGUUAAAAGCCAUUAUUGUUAGAAUUAUUGACAGAGUAUUAUUGACAAUGGAAAACCACAGAGUAUUAUUGACAAAA
This is a messenger RNA of Dioscorea cayenensis subsp. rotundata (Guinea yam), 1519 nucleotides long. RefSeq names its product release factor glutamine methyltransferase. Gene Ontology annotation, biological process: protein methylation. The coding region runs from base 4 to 1083 and encodes 359 amino acids. NCBI's taxonomy places the organism in Eukaryota, Viridiplantae, Streptophyta, Magnoliopsida, Dioscoreales, Dioscoreaceae. The transcript has 3 exons. The record is from RefSeq and is a predicted model, not a curated record. Gene Ontology annotation, molecular function: nucleic acid binding; protein methyltransferase activity.